This is a messenger RNA of Colossoma macropomum (tambaqui), 3005 nucleotides long. Its product is annotated as protein asteroid homolog 1-like. Gene Ontology annotation, molecular function: nuclease activity. The coding region runs from base 119 to 2158 and encodes 679 amino acids. The record is from RefSeq and is a predicted model, not a curated record. Lineage: Eukaryota; Metazoa; Chordata; Actinopteri; Characiformes; Serrasalmidae. The transcript is spliced from 5 exons.
CGCGCGGGCACGAGCAGAAACACAGAAGCGCGGGCAGCGCGAGCGCUCUUCUUUAUUCUCGCAGCAAAACAGGUCUAUAUUUUGUUGUCUGAGACUAAAAGUCUAGAAGGUGGGCGCCAUGGGAGUCCAAGGACUCAAGACCUACAUGGAGGGCAACAGCGACGUCCUGAAGAGGCGAAACUUCAGGAACAGCAGGCUCGUCAUCGAUGGAUCCAAUCUGUACUACAGCCUCUACUUCCAGUCUCACCUGGAUCAAGCGCACGGAGGAGAAUAUGAAGGCUUUGAGAAAGUGGUCAGUCGCUUCUUCGCAAACCUCAGAAUCUGCAAAAUCAAGCCUUACGUCGUGCUGGACGGAGGGGACGACAUCAGCAAUAAGAAGUUCGACACCCUGAAGAAAAGAGCCGAAGACAGGAUCAAGAGGACCGACGCCUUGUCCAAAGGACGACGAGGAGAAGCCCUUCCGAUCCUCAUCAAGAACGUCUUCAAGCAGGUCCUCAGGAAGCUCAAGGUGCCACUUAUCCAGUGCGUCGCCGAGGCCGACUGGGAGGUCGCAGCUCUGGCUAAUGAGUGGAACUGUCCGGUUCUGUCCAACGACUCUGAUUUCUACAUAUUCGACAUCAAGGGAGGGUUUUUACCCCUUUCUGACUUCCACUGGAGGAAAGUGAAGUCAAUCAGACAGUCAGACAAAAAGUACAUUCCAGCCAGUUGGUAUUCCGUCAGCAACCUGUGCAGCACCUUAAACUGCAUGAACAAGCAGCUUCUCCCUAUUUUCGCCACCAUCUUGGGCAACGACUACGCCCACCUGGACAAAACACUGUUUCCAAACUGGACAAAGUUCUCACUUACUCCUGGAGGAAACCGCAAUAUCGAUGGCUUGCUCAGGUGGCUGUCGCGCCAUAAGUGCCCCAAAGACGCCAUUAAAGCCCUUCGGAGCACCAUUACGAACCCGAGGGAUUCAGCCACGGUCCUCAAAGUUCUCAAGCAGGGCCUGCAGGAGUACCGCCUGACUCCCAGCUCCAUAGCUCAGUUCUUCAAGAGGGGAGAACCACAGAGCAAGCUCCCAAGACCUUUACAGAGCCUGCCGGAGUGGUUCCUGAAGGCCCUGGGCGAGGGGAAGCUCAACUCCAUCCUUCUUGAUGUCCUCACGCUGCAUAGGGUCACUCUCAACUUUUCAGUCCAGGAUUUUAGCCUCUGCAGCAACAACCUGACCUCCAGGCCCAUACGGCAGGUCAUUUACGGCUUAAUGCUGCAGGCCACCGCAGAAGAAGAGCAGUACGAGGUAGAGGAGUAUGACAGGCAGGGGCUGACGCUAACCAGCUCCACGGUUCCAGCCAUCCUGACAAACCUUCAGCUGGACACACUGUGGGAGACGCCACAGAAUCUGAGGCUUGAGGUCUUCUUGGACGCUUUGUGUGUGUCUCAGGCUCCUGACGAGCUCCUCGUGCCUGCAAACCUCCAGCUGGCCGUGUACGUCACAUGCUACUGGCUGAAGCGCGCAGAGCCUGAGCCCAGACCAGAAUUCUUCUGGGCCUUGCUGGUCGGCCUGGUGUACGGAGAGCUGUCCAGAGAUCCACUUACAGAGAAAGAGCUGCCAAAAAGGCUGAGGAACCUGAAAAGCUGUAAAGAGGAGACUCCUCUGGACCUGGAGGCAGCUCACGCUUACAGUCAGUGGCAGGGCAGUCUGAGGGACAGUAUCUGCCUCAACCAGCUGCUGAACAAUCCAGUGCCUGAACCAGAAUACGCACGGUUGUACAGUGGCCUUUUCCUGCACCAUGUGAUCACUGAGAUGAGCAGAGGCAUCACUCCUGAAUCCCUGCUGGCCGGAGCUCCUCACGCCUUGCAUCUCUACCAAACGCUGAGGGAGGCCGUGGAGCGCGAGCUGGACGAAGACUUGGUCAGGAGGAUGAGGGCCAAAGUGAAACGGGCCCAGCCGAGCGAGCGUCCAGCGCGUCGGGAGCUCACGGACGACAUAAGCAUGUAUCUCAUCUAUGAGGACGAUGAGGAAGAUCCACGCACAGGGAAGAAGGGCAAGGCUGACAACCAAGACGACGAGAUUUCUGAACAAAAAUGCUUGGUCCGCACGAGACACAAGGCCAAGAGCAGGACCAGCAAAAGGGAUCCAAAAGCCAAGAAAUCUGAGCGCUCCUGCUGGGAAUAAAGGACAUUUGAUUGAAUCAGCAGUCCAAGAACAAUCAGUAUUCCUAACUGAGCGAUUCACUGAUUCAUUGAACAAGUAAUUGAUUCACUGGGUGAUUCAAUAACUAGGUUUUACGUCGACUUCCUGUGCAGGUUACAAGCAAGAAAACUAAAAUUUUGUUGUAGUUCGUUUCUUUAAAUUCUUACAGUGAUGUAAAAGCUUUGUGUAAUGAGGUCAUUUCCUGUCACGGUGUGCUUUAUCGACCAAGUCACACUUAAUAUUUCCACGAAUGUGAAAGUGUUUCAUCUAUAUUGCAGUUUUUUUUGAUUGGCUUCCCUUCAUUUUCCACAGUCUAGCAAUAAGAAUAAGAAUAUGCAGCCAUUCUGUAAAUAUUGGGCAGCUUGUUAUUCUUAGGCCUCAGUUAAUCGGCUACAUAGUCAAACAUUUAAAACCACGUUUUCAUAUAAAAGGUCUGCGAUGUAAACCUGCGUGGUCAUUCGCUGACUCACUGACCAGGCAGAUGGCUGUGAACUCUUUUGUCUGUCUGUUUGUUUUGGUGUGUACCAGCUUAAAUGAUUCAGACGGCUCACUUCAAUAUUUACACUCCUCUCCUUUUCUUGCUCAACCGUAUGAAAAUACUGUUGAUGUUCCCAGCUCAUCACUGUCGCUCUGAUUUUAACGUUUCUUUAUUGUAGAAUGGACUUUUUCUACUGAACUGCAUGGAUUUUUAAUGGGAUUUUAAUAAUGGAGUUAAGCUAAAAAAAGAUUCCAGGGUUUGUUUGUACAUAAAACUAUAACUUUAAAAGUUUCAGUAUUUUACUGAAUGUUUUUGAAUACUGUGCAAUAAAAUCUGUCGUGCAUUAAUAAA